Ceratitis capitata (Mediterranean fruit fly) is the source of this 2429-nucleotide messenger RNA. It is a transcript of the gene wrapper, whose product is annotated as hemicentin-1. Gene Ontology annotation, cellular component: neuronal cell body; plasma membrane; axon. The record is from RefSeq and is a predicted model, not a curated record. Gene Ontology annotation, molecular function: protein binding; axon guidance receptor activity. The transcript has 6 exons. Gene Ontology annotation, biological process: homophilic cell-cell adhesion; synapse organization. The coding region runs from base 879 to 2417 and encodes 512 amino acids. Lineage: Eukaryota; Metazoa; Arthropoda; Insecta; Diptera; Tephritidae.
UAUUGUCCACUUUGAUUUAAAUUUGUCUCUUCCACUUGCCUUUGUGUGUAUCGCGCAAUGCAGUCGAAAAGUCGAAAAUCUUCCCAUGACUUUCUUCUUCUAAUUAUGAUCUCUAGUUAUGUGUCAGCAGCACGUUCAUAAUUUUCACAACAAAACGCCCAAAAUUGUUUCUCGUUCGAGUUUGUAAAUAAUUCUAUGCAAUUAAAGAAGUAUGUGUGUAUGUAAACUGAUUGCCUUUUGUGCAUUCCUACACUGGAAUGAUGAAUGUCUGCAUUUAUUUGGCGAUUAGAGCGAAAUGUACGAAAGAAAAAGAAAAAAAAAACAACAAACGGAAAGUAAUGAAACGGAAGCAAACGACGUCAUUUACGCGCAAUUUGUACCGAAACUCUGCUCGUCGUUAUGAUCAGCAAUAAUCACUUGAGCCGGCAGGCAGCAAAGCGGCGCUUACAGCUUUCAAGAAUUCUACUUGCGAGCGCAGAGGACACUUUGUAUAGCACAUUUGGGCAGCUCAGUUCGCGCUAAACACUCGAACGAUGCGCAACGUUGGCGAAAAUGCAAUUUCGGAAACUUUAAUUGAUUGAGUGUCUAAGAAAAUAGUCUAGUGUGAAGUGUGGUGUGGCGUUCGUGGAAGAUGCGCGGAUUCUUAUAAAGCAAAAAAAAAAAAAAACAAAACGUUAAUAAUAGAAAAACCAAAGCAGUGACGCUUAGAAAUUUAAUAAGAAAAAAAAAUUAAUAAAUAAAUAUUAAUUAAAAACACUAAGAUCAAACUUGCAACUCAAAAGUGUAUCACAGUGCAAAAGCUAUAAAUAGACGCACUCAGCAAAGAAUAAAUACAAAUCUAAAUUUUUAUUUAAAUUAAACGAAAAAAUAAUUCCACAAUGACACAUGCCAUUUUAACCGCGUACCAUAUCAUCUCCGCUGCGGUUUUCUUUGCGGUUGCAAGUUCAGACUUGACGAGCUCGGAUAAUAUUGUGCAAAUAUCUGAGUUAAGACUGCGAGAUGAAGAGUUGACCAGAAGAGUGCUGGAAAAUGAUACCGUGCUGUUACCUUGUGAUAAUCAUUUUACAUUUCAGUACGUGCGCUGGUUUAAAGAGGAUCAGCUCCUAGUCGAUUCACGUGAUAGCAAUGAGACACUAACUCCAGACCACAUACGACUUUGGUCGAAUGGCAGCUUACAAAUAUCACAACUACAACCGAGCGACACCGGCGAUUACAGUUGCGCGCUGAAAACCGACAAUGACACGGAAGUGAAGAAAAUGCACGCGAUAAUAGUACAAUAUGCGCCGACAGUGAAAAUAGAACCGGAAGGUGUUAUCGAGUUGCCAAUUGGUGCAGUUUUUCAGGUAAUCUGCGAAGCGAGAGGCGUGCCACAACCCAAAUUGUAUUGGCGUUGGAAUGGCAAACUGGUGGAUAAUGAAAUGAUUGGAAAUCGUUUGAGUAUGCAAAUUGAAGUGGGCUCCCGCGCACAAACUGGACCAAUCGAUUGUGUGGCUAACAAUAGUAUAGGCGAUUUAGCGGUAACGGGCAUGUUUCUCAAAGUGCAAUUUCCACCGGAAGUGCGCCUAGUACAACACAUUGUCUAUACAAAAGUUGGUUUGCGCAGCGAUUUGGAAUGCCUCAUCGAGGCUGUGCCGCGUGCAGUGGUAAAUUGGUUUCAUCAUGGCGUGCCGAUGACUUACGAUUCACGUAUAAGUCGUUAUGAAACCGAGUUACAACCAAAUGGUUCGAAUUUACAAUUCAACACAGUUAUCAAGCACACACUGGCUAUACGAAAUGUACGCGACUCGGAUCUCGGCUUAUAUGAGUGUCGUGCGGAAAAUAAAUUGGGUUUUAAGAGCGCCGCAAUCGACUUGACUGGUCGUCCGAUGCCGUGUGUCUUCAAAAUUAAUCCAGGCGUACAGAGUUCGACGUCACAUGUGUUGGUGUGGCAGACUGAGAGUUUGUCGGCGUUAAUGGAGUUCAAAUUGAAGUUUCGACAAAUACCAUCAGCCAGCAUCACACCACAAACUUUGGAUGUUGAUUACAAAACUGAAUGGACAAUAUUGACAAUACCAUCGGAGCUAUCCGCCGGUCCCAUUCACAUAACCACAUAUACGUUGCAUGGCCUACAGCCGGCCAGCGUCUAUGAGGUGGUGGUGUUUGCACGCAAUCACUUUGGUUGGAGCGAGAGUAGUAAGAUUGUAAGAUUUGCGACGGGUGGGGAAGUUGAAUUACCGAAUUACUCAACUGAGGCUGAGUUAUACAGCAACGAAGACUUCUCUUCCGUUGAAAAUGAGGAGCAAGCAAAGGAGGACUCAGUGCAUUUGAAUGAAGUUUACGAUAGUAAUACUAGUAUAUCUGCUACUUCGAGCCUUUGGAGUUUUGCGUAUUUCACAUUCUUAACACUUUUUGCUAUUCUUAAAUAUAAUUUACUAUGACGACAUUUUGUA